AGUGGCAGGGCCCCCACCCCCGGCUCCUCAUUACCGCCAGCGCCUCCUAAUGAGCCUGGGGGGAGGUGACCCCGCGCCCCCGGCCCGGCCUGCGUCACUGCCCAUGCGGGGGUUGGGAGGCGAUAUAAGGGGGCUGUCCGCGGCCUCCCCAGCCCAUUGCGCGGUGAUGGAGACUCGCCAGGUGUGCGGGAGCCCCCGGGCGCCGCUGCUGCUGCUGCUGCUGCUCCUGCUCGCGCCCUGGGGCAUCCUCACCGCCUCAGGGGUCGCUCUGCCCCCCGCGGGGGUCCUCAGCCCCCGCACCCCCCGCCAGGCCCGGGCCGGUCCGGCUACCCCGGCGUCGAGGCGGAGCCUGGCGCUGGCGGACGACGCGGCCUUCCGGGAGCGCGCGCGGCUGCUGGCCGCCCUCGAGCGCCGCCACUGGCUGAACUCGUAUAUGCACCGGCUGCUGCUGCUGGACGCUCCCUGAGCCGCCAAUAAAGACCGUUCGCCCCGCGCCGCCUCCUGUGCCUCUGUGUGGGGUCUGCGCCGGCCGCUCUUGGCGUCACGCCCCUCCGUCCCCACCCCCUUUUUUAUUUUUAUUUUUUUAUUUUUUGCGGUACCGGGGAUCGAACUCAGGACCUUGCGCUUGCGAGGCAGGCGAGGCGCCACUGAG
Molecule: messenger RNA, 652 nt
Organism: Heterocephalus glaber (naked mole-rat)
Lineage: Eukaryota; Metazoa; Chordata; Mammalia; Rodentia; Bathyergidae
Gene: Pth2
Product: parathyroid hormone 2
Biological process (GO): neuropeptide signaling pathway
Cellular component (GO): extracellular region
Source: RefSeq, a predicted model, not a curated record